Molecule: messenger RNA, 3038 nt
Organism: Thecamonas trahens ATCC 50062
Lineage: Eukaryota; Apusomonadida; Apusomonadidae
Exons: 1
Coding region: 1-2979 (992 amino acids)
Source: RefSeq, a predicted model, not a curated record
AUGGGCGCAGGUUGCACAAAGCGGGGACCGCCGGACAGGUCUACCAGUAGUGGACUCGAGGCUGGGCAGGACAAUGACGGUGGGCGUGGUGGCGGCGAGGUCCCAGUGACUGGGCUUGGCGGGCAAGUCGAGGGUGGGCGCCGCCGGUACCGGCGGAGAAAGCGGCGGCGGCGGCGAAAGACGCCCGGGCCUGGGCCUGAGCUUGAGUCAGGCGACGGGCGAAGCGGCAAUCUUGGCUUGCGUGGUGCUAUUGCUCCACUGCCGCCGCUUUCGGUGCCAGCGGCCGCGGUCCACGGCCGUUCGAGCAGGCGCAGGCUGAGCUCGGCCAGAGGUGGUGACUCGGGCUCGGGCACUUCGGGCACGCUGCUGACGCCGCGGACGCCUGGCACGCCUGGCACGCCCGGCACACCGUCAACGCCGGGCGGUGUGGCGCUCGCGGCGCUCAAUCCGACUGCUGCUGACCAGGCGGUCGCAGUCGGCAGCGCGGUGCCGAGCUCGGGGCUGGUGAGCGAGGCGCGGGCGGAGAUCACAAGCGCGGUGGCUGCGCUGCGGCUGCCACGGUCAACCUCGCAGAUUGCGGUGUUUGGGCCCAAUGCUGCGGUGGUGGUCGCUGGGCGGGCGGCUACCGCUGGCCCGCGCACCGAAGUCCCGGCUCCUGUAGUAGUAGCAUCGAGCAUAGAGCGCGGGCGAGUAGUCGCACUAGGGCACGUCAACAUGCUUCAUCCAACAGUCUUUACCGACGAGCGCGCCGAUGGCCCGGUCUUUGUGGCCAACGUUCUGCGGUGGCUGGCCGGUCCGUGCCCGUCAAUGCCUAUUGUCCGCGCCGUUGGCCUCGCCCGCGGGUACAUCGACUCGCUCGCGGCAUUGGGGCCACUGCUGGACCUUGUUGUGGCGCCGCAUCUGGCGGUUCGCGAGCUCGAGGCGCUCUCGCCGCAGGACGCCACAGUGUUGGUGGUGCUGGGCGGGUGGCGGGGUUUUGCCGACCCGCGCGGCCUCUGCGCUUUACAGCGGUACGUGAAGCUCGGAGGCGCAGUGCUCCUGCUCUACGACCAGAAGAUCGAGGGCGCAGCCGAGGCUGCCCACGGGCCGGUUCCUAGCGCCGCCGCCCGCCACGCGUUCAAAACGCCGCGCUACCCUGCCAACGACUUUACCACGCCCAUGGGUUUUGUCUUUACCCAUCAGCCGGUCAUCACCAGUGGCGACCUGCGGGAAGGCCCGAGCAAUCGACUUCUUGCCCUCGCGCACUCGUCGCCCGAGUACGGACACGUGGGUGCUGCGCUCGACGCGCUCAACUUUUUGCUCGAGGAGCGGAGCUCUCGAGCCAAGCUACCGAGUGUGCUCGUUGACGUCAUUGACUAUUACGCAGUGUAUCUCCCGUUGGAGGCAUCGCUCUUUCCACCAGCGCUCUGCGCCGCGGUUUGGGAGGCUGUCCCGCGGAUUCUGCCGUCGCUGGACGCGCCCGUAUACAAGAAGGACAUUGUGCAGCGGCUCGCAGUUCUUGUCGGCUCAUAUGAGGCGAGCAACGAGAGCGGUGGCGUGCCUGCCGCGGCGGCGUCUGCUCCGGUCUUUCCCGGGCCGGUGCCUCCCACAGCCAAGCCGCAGCCGCGAGCGGUGGAGAUCCACAUCAACGGGCCCGGAUGGUACUCGACCGGCCUCUAUGCGCCGCCCGGAGGCCUUGUUGCGGUCGCGCUAGCCUCGGCUUCAGGCACUUUUGGUCCCGACUCACCGCUUGCCGUCGACGAGCUUCCGCAAGUGCUGUUGCGGAUCGGGGCACAUUCGGACGUCCUCUUUCACGCACCCGAGUGGCGGCGCCACCCGUCGAUUUGCUGCACGGCCGCGAUUGGCCUCGCCGGCGAGCAGACUGUGCUGCACAACCCGUACGGUGGCCUUAUUUACCUCGAGAUUCGUGAGCAAGCGGGUGGUUCUCCGGCAGCAGGGUCUGCCGACCUAGCAUCGCGAAUGGUCCUUGACCUCGAGGGCACCGUCCUAGCGCCGUACUACCAACAUGGCACAACGUCGAUCUCUGAGUGGCGGGCGAUGCAGCUGCACCGGCCGGCGCCGUGGGGCGAGCUGGCCUCCUCGCGCAUCAUUUUUACUCUUCCAACGGCCGUCCUCCGCGAGGUUGAGGACCCAUCAGCGGUGCUUGCGUUCUGGGACAGGGUCAUCGACACCAUGGACGUACUCUCGCAGCGGCAUGGUCGCGAAGGCGCGCUGGUUGGCUCGCGCGCGCGCGAUGGGAGCAGCAGCGCCCCGGCUGCGUCCCAGGCAUGGGGCGCGCCGUCGCGGCGGCGGCCGGAGCGAGUCGUGGGCGAUGUGCAGCUCGCAAGCGGAACACUUCACAAUGGCUACCCGAUUGCAUGCUCGCUGCCGUCGCUAAUGUUUGAUGCCAUGGACGUGCGCAAGCUGCAGAGCCAAGGCGCGUGGGCGCUGUUCAAGUGCCUCGGGUACAACUUUCAGGCCUCAAAUGUGCUUGCCUUUGACGGAAUGGCCGACGUGGCGGUCAACCUCUUCUCGCUCUUUGUAUUCGACUCGAUGCUCGGUGUCUCGCCGCUCUCGCAUCCGCGGCUCAACUCGCGCGAGGCUGCGGUUAUGGACUUCCUCUUCCGCGGCUUUGAUGAUCCGGACCUCGAGCCGCUGUGGCAGCGGGAUCCGCUUGCCGGCGCUCACAUGUACGUCCAGCUUGUUGUCGAGUUUGGCUGGGAGCUGUUCUUUGGCGUCUUUGACUCGUACGCCAAGGCGCCGCUCUCGGUCGCCGACGUUGCAGCCAACCCGCCGGCACUCCUCCGCGACCAGUGGAUUGUGCGGCUCUCGCAGGUUGCCAAGCACGACCUAGUUCCAUUCUUCAAGCUCUGGGGCGUCCGCGCCUCCAAAGAGGCCACUAUCGCUACCUCGCAGUUCCCCGAGUGGCUCCCGCCGUAUCUCGGCGUCUCGUCCAUGCUCUCGACCAAGGUGACCCAGCUCGCCCGUCGCCGGCACUGAUACGCCACCGCCCUAGCGCACCGCCACGAAGCACUCCAUCAAAGCUGUUACCAAACCAG